This is a messenger RNA of Parnassius apollo (apollo), 1617 nucleotides long. NCBI's taxonomy places the organism in Eukaryota, Metazoa, Arthropoda, Insecta, Lepidoptera, Papilionidae. The record is from the annotation of a GenBank genome assembly.
AUGACCGCCAAAUUUUACGUGUUGUGUCUGGUGACGGCAGCUCUAGCAGCAGGACUAGAGGCGCGCACUCGACCGCGCCUGCAGCAACCCGUCGACGACGCAUACGAAUACGAACAGCAGGCACCGCAGAGAGGUGGUGGGGGGGUGCUAGUACAAGGCGAUUCUUACGAUGACCUGUAUCGCGCUGCAGACAGGAUCGACGAGGACUACGAGCCACAAGCUAUACAGCGGGCCCCGUUGAGAUACAAGCAGCAGCAGUCACAGCAGCAAGAAGGACCGAAGCAGCCGCCAGUGCAGACUAUUCGCAACUUCAAUAGAGUAAACGAUGACGGCAGCUUUACAUUUGGGUAUGAAUCAGCUGACGGUUCCUUCAAGGAGGAAACCAGAGGUACUGACUGCGUUGUUCGAGGCAAGUACGGUUACGUCGACCCCGAUGGCAACAAACGAGAGUUCACCUACGUCUCCGGCAAUCCUUGCGACCCUAACAAUCCCAAUGAGGAAGAGGAGCCUGAAUCAGCAGCUCCCGAAUCCGCUGAAAGAGAUGAUGGCGUACCCAACUAUCCCACAAGACCCGCGGUGCGUCCCACAACUGCGAGACCCCAGACCACCUACUUCCAAAACGACUUCAGGGACGCUGAUGAAGAGGAACCAGAAGAAGAACAGCUCCAACAGAUAAGACCUAGGAUUGUUCAACGCCCUGUUGUCAGAAGACCAACUUACCAUCAACAGCCACAGCAGAUCGCCAUCACACCACGACCAGUCCCUGUAACUACCGCUAGGGCCCUUCCACCAGCGACUACCUUCAGACCACAAUUGAUUCAAGUGACACCCAAGCCUCAACUCCAGUAUCAGCCACAGCAUCAGCCUCAGCAUCAGGCGCAACCUCAGCCUCAGCAUCAGGCGCAACCUCAACCUCAGAUCCAAUAUAGUCCUGCACCAAAUUACUCUCCAUCUCCUUCUCCAGUUGCUGUGACAACUGGAAGACCGAGUCAAAUAGAUUUCGCAGCGGAAUUUGCCAAAUUCCACCAGGAAAAUCAAUACCAAUCGACUACACCUGCGGCUUUGAACACGCAAGGAAAAACUACCAUUACCGCGGCAGCUCCAAGCGGAAAUCCUCUAUACUCUACUGAAUUGGUCUAUGAUCCUUCAAGUGGACAAUACAACACCCAACUUUACCAGACCUUGCCGCAAACGAAGGGAGAAUUAAACUUGAAUCAAAGAUUGCAGCCGUUUGUUGCUCAACAGCAACCACAGCGCCAAAGGCCCUUUAUUCCCUCUCCCCAAAUUUCUGCUGAUCCAACUGGAGCGAGUGCGCCUCUUUACAGACAUCAGCUCGCGAAUCCUCAAGAGGUCUACCAGAGACAACAAUCCGAAUCUCAGUUCCAAAGCUCUCAGCAAUUGUUUGCCCAGCAACAGCAGUUACAGCAGACUCAGUUGCAAAGAGACAGGGCCGCAGCCAGAGCUCAAGCACAGAGAUUGGCAGCUCAAGUCCAGCCCGUUCAGAGCCAGUCCGCACCAAGGCCAGCCCCUCAAUAUUAUUAUGUGGCCCCCCGCGGAGAAUCGCCGUCUUCUGGCCAGAUCGACGCCUUCUUGAGAGGACACGGCAUCCAGUUCUAG